AUGGCGCCAACGCAGCAGUGCUUCGUCGACGAGGUCGUCGAGCCUGUCAGGCUUUACAGCUUGACGCGGUCACCAGAAAAUGAGGAUGAAAACGGCAAAGCUACCCAAUUCAGACAGAAGCUCAUCACUGACUUGAAUGAGUUGAGUGAUCAUUUAGCUGGUACGCAAGACGAGGAGCAUGUCUAUCGCUUCAUCUCGAUCUGCCAGCGCCACUCAUGGCGGCCUUUGCAAAUCACGAGUUCCACGUUUGAUCUUCUCAUGGAAAAGCUCAACUUGGACAGUUCUUUGCGAGAUCUCGCGUCAUGCUUUUACACCCGGAACACCAGUGUAGAGGAGGUCUUUUGCAUGCCGUACACCCAGCGACGAAAGGGAUCCGUUGUCGAAGAAGCAUCGUACACCGUUCGAUAUCCAGAACACAAGCCCGACGAGAACAGCUGGGUGAUUCGCCAGACCGGGGUGUACCACCGCUCUGAUUCAGGUUCUCGUCAGAGUCUUUCCCUUAUGAUGAAUCCAAUGCCGACAUCACAGGCCAGCAACAGAGCCAUUGAGUGGCUCUCCCGCAGCGUUGAAGACACCGAGGCCGAUCCCUUCUGGCUGCACAAGGUCGUGUUCGAAACUUACCUGCCGUUAUGGAGGUCCUACAUCGCAUCGCUAGAGCGCCAGUUCCUACCGUUGUCGCGUACAACAUUUGCAAACUUUGUCGACGAACCCUCGACGAUGAAGUUCAGCCACUUGACGAGGCUAGCCAGCCUCGAAAACCGUUUCCUCCAGAUCCCAGCGAUUUUGGAAUCAUCCGAAGACACGCUGAAGGAGCUGUCUGCUCUAUGCGCCAACCACCUUCUCAAGGGAACACAUAGCAAUGAUGACGUGCUUCGGAAUUCCAUCGCAGAGUUUGACAACUUCCGGCGCCAGUGCAGGGUGUUCUCGCGGACGGCGACCUAUUUGCAUCAACGCGCGCAGACGACCUCGCAGCUGCUCGCCAACACGCUGUCCUUUCGGGAGCAGCUCGACACGAGGAAGCAGAAUGACAACAUGCUAAGCUUGAACAAGUCGGUGGUCUUUAUUACUACGUUGACAUUACUUUACUUGCCACCUUCAUUCGUAGCCGUGAGUAGCCUCGUAUCCCCUCCCACAAGCUCCAGCCACAAAUGGAAGACUAUCGCAAGUCAACUGACCCUAUUAUUUUCUUUUGACAGACUUUCUUCGGAAUGA
This is a messenger RNA of Colletotrichum orchidophilum, 1212 nucleotides long. RefSeq lists its product as uncharacterized. Bases 1 to 1212 code for a protein of 403 amino acids. Lineage: Eukaryota; Fungi; Ascomycota; Sordariomycetes; Glomerellales; Glomerellaceae. The transcript is spliced from 4 exons. The record is from RefSeq and is a predicted model, not a curated record.